Messenger RNA from Brassica oleracea var. oleracea, 1971 nucleotides. Its product is annotated as L-type lectin-domain containing receptor kinase IX.1-like. Gene Ontology annotation, molecular function: protein kinase activity; ATP binding; carbohydrate binding. NCBI's taxonomy places the organism in Eukaryota, Viridiplantae, Streptophyta, Magnoliopsida, Brassicales, Brassicaceae. The record is from RefSeq and is a predicted model, not a curated record. Gene Ontology annotation, biological process: protein phosphorylation. Gene Ontology annotation, cellular component: plasma membrane.
AUGGCCAACUCAAUCUUCUUGUUUUCCUUUGUUUCGUUUCUCCCUUUUGUCUGUUCAGUUCACUUCAACAUACCUCGUUUCGGGUCAGAUAUUUCUGAAGUAGUGUACCAAGGAGAUGCAAGAGCUAACGGCGCUGUUGAGCUUACCAACAUUGACUCCACUUGCCGUUCCGGUUGGGCUACUUACGGUAAAAAGAUACCUCUAUGGGAUCCUGAGAUCGGCAAGCCUUCUGAUUUCACUACCAGCUUCUCCUUCAGGAUCGACACUCGUGGUGUUGCGUUCGGUAACUACGGCCACGGCUUCGCUUUCUUCCUCGCUCCAGCCGGAAUCCAAAUGCCUCCCAACUCAGCUGGUGGUUUCUUGGGUCUGUUCAACGAAACCAACGUGCUCUCUUCUUCUUACCCGCUCGUCCACGUCGAGUUUGAUACCUUUACUAAUACAAACUGGGAUCCUCUCGACAUGAAGUCUCACGUGGGAAUCAACAACAACUCUCUCGUCUCUUCCAACGUAACUUCUUGGAACGCUUCCUCGCACAGCAGAGACAUAGGCCGCGUGGUGAUCGUCUACGAUUCCGCUAGGAGAAACUUGAGCGUCUCUUGGAGAUACGACACGACGUCUGAUCCGAAGGAGAACUCGAGCCUUUCUUACAUCAUCGAUCUUUCGAAGGUGCUGCCAUCAGAAGUCACUGUUGGGUUUAGUGCGACGUCUGGUGGGUCCACCGAAGGGAAUAGACUUCUGUCGUGGGAGUACAGCUCAAGCCUUGAACUAAUAAGAGAUGAUGAUGUCGAGAAAACUGAAAAAGACAGGAAAUGGUUGUGGUUGAUCAUCGGUGUUUCGGCUUCUGGCUUUGUCUUGCUGACGUUUCUCGCUGUCUCCCUCAUCGUCUUCUUGAAAAGGAAGAAGAGAGCAGAGGAGACAGGGAACUUGACAUCGAUAAACGAAGAUCUCGAAAGAGGAGCAGGGCCGAGAAAGUUUACUUACAGAGAACUCGCAUCAGCUGCUAACAACUUCUCUGACGAUAGGAAGCUUGGGGAAGGAGGGUUCGGAGCGGUUUACAAAGGCUACUUAAACGGCUUAGACAUGAUGGUUGCGGUGAAGAAGUUCGCAGGCGGGUCUAAGCAGGGGAAAAGAGAGUUCAUAACGGAGGUGAAGAUAAUCAGCAGCUUGAGACAUCGGAACCUUGUGCAUCUCAUCGGUUGGUGCCACGAGAAAGACGAGUUUCUAAUGGUAGACGAGUUCAUGCCAAACGGUAGCUUAGACGCUCACUUAUUUGGUAAAAAGCCGCAUCUCGCUUGGGCCGUGAGGUGCAAGGUAACUCUAGGUAUAGCCUCUGCUCUGCUUUAUCUACACGAGGAGUGGGAGCAGUGCGUUGUGCAUAGAGAUAUUAAAGCGAGUAACGUGAUGCUUGACUCUAAUUUCAACGCCAAGCUUGGUGAUUUCGGGCUGGCUAGGCUGAUGGACCACGAGCUGGGCCCGCAGACCACGGGGUUGGCGGGAACGUUCGGUUACAUGGCUCCUGAGUACAUAAGCACGGGGAGGGCGAGCAAAGAGUCUGAUGUUUAUAGCUUUGGUGUUGUCACGUUGGAGAUUGUGACGGGGAGAAAGUCUGUUGAUCCGAGGCAAGGAAGAGUGGAGCCUGAAACGAGCCUUGUGGAGAGAGUGUGGGACUUGUAUGGGAGAGGAGAAUUGAUCACAGCCGUUGAUGAGAAACUUGAGGUUGAUGGUUUUGAUAAGAUGCAAGCGGAGUGUCUUAUGGUUGUGGGGAUGUGGUGUGCUCAUCCUGAUAGGAACUCGAGGCCUUGGAUAAAACAAGCGAUCCAGGUGUUGAGUUUGGAAGCACCGCGCUUGCCUCAUCUUCCGAGUAAAAUGCCUGUUGCUAGUUAUCAUGUGUCGUCUUCGAGUACUGGAACAUCGGUUAGCUCUGGUGGAGCUGCGACAGCAACGUUUUCAAGUGCUCAACUUGGUCGUUGA